Molecule: messenger RNA, 1105 nt
Organism: Leguminivora glycinivorella
Lineage: Eukaryota; Metazoa; Arthropoda; Insecta; Lepidoptera; Tortricidae
Exons: 6
Coding region: 87-1061 (324 amino acids)
Source: RefSeq, a predicted model, not a curated record
UUGGGCUACUAAUACUUUACCGCCCGUACGACGUAUCUAACAAUUGCGCCUAUUCUAGCUCACUUAGGUACGACUUGUCUUUUGGUAUGGGAUUAUCCGAUACGAUUACUUUGGUGUUCAAUACACUACACCCAGUGGACUACGAUUGUCAGGUAGAAAUACUCGCGGAGUCUUCUGACGUAUACUUAAUAAUAUCCAUUCUUUAUCCACAUAAUAUAGACUACAGCUGCUACCGAAACCCAACUGCGCUAACGGUGUACAAGGAAAAUGACAAAUGCUACAAAAUAUGUGACACCAUUGAUGCAAAAAACAAAAAGUCACCUUAUUUUGUUACCAGUGUUCGGGAAAGAUUCAAAUUUCACUUCUGGAGUAACAGCAGUGUUAAUAUAGAUAUGAACGCUCACAUGUACCAGGUAACCGCUACGGCAGCACGAAUGCUCUCACGCCGCAAUAAAGAGUGUUACAGGAAAAAUGAAUCAUUAUGUGUAAACAAUCACAAUAGAUACUGUUUUACCAGCGGCGUAGUGUGUGACGGAAUCAAAAACUGUGGAGUUGCUGACUGGUUCGAUGAGCGCAAGGCCGAGUGUGGUCUACCGGUGGAAAAGCUUGGCUUCGCCCCGGUAUUCGCAGUGACCGGCGCCCUACUCUGCGCCGCGCUAGCGGCCUGGCACGUCCUCACCAAAUUUCUACCACCCCUGGCCAACUCCUUCUUUGUAUUUAAUGCUAAUGAAGACAAUAGACUUCGUGUAGAUCCAGUAUUCACAUCCCCGAAUGCGUGCUCUCGCGACAUUCACAGAGUUCAGCGGACCUCGCUAGUGCCGGUGUCUUCAGAAUCAUCAUCGUGUGACUACUCCGAUGUGCUAACUAAACACAAGUUGCAACAAUUAAACCAGGAGAACUUUACUGACCGUGAAACAAUACCCAGGACCAACACCAUGCAUUCUAUGACCGCUAAGUUACAAGAGAAACUCCGGGCAGUAACUCGGGGCAAGUCCAUAAACAAAACAUCAGCGCCGACAGCAAGCACCAGCUUCAACAUGAACCAAGUGUACGAUGUUUAAUAAAAUAAGAGACUUAAACAAUUAUAAAAACGUUGUUUAUUCAA